UACGCCAUAUUGAAUCACCGUAGGCUUCUGCUAGCCGUUUUCAGUUAGCGGUUUGAAAAGGACCUGGACUACUCUCUCAAUGGUCCUCAUUCGGUUUGGCGUUAGCACUUCUCUCUGUCUUUGUAACCCGGUUUACUAGCUCAUUUAUUUUGUCCGGGCAGUCGUAUUUUUAACGGGCACAUUAACUUGCUUGAAGUGGGUUCAGAAAAAAUAAAUUGAAUGGAUCCGAGGGUGGCUUGGAUUCAGCCCGAGCAGAAAGGACCUGCGAACGCAUUUUGGAUGCAAGUGUGGGAGACUUCUCAGGUACGAGCAAACUCCGGCCAGCAUCUUCGUAAUAAUCAGAACCACAACCUGCAUGUGAAUUCUCCAGCGUUGGACGUUUAUAAAGAUGUUGCGGCAAAGGGCAAUAGCAUGUGUAGCACUAACACCACGGCUGGUCUGAGCAGCAGCCAUCACGGUAUUUCAAACUGCACUACUUCUAACCACGGCACUGCAUUCUCCUCCUUCGGGGUAACGUUACCGAACGGCAGCGUACAGAACUCAUUGACCCCGUCCAACGCUAACGGUGUAACUACAGAUUUGGGAGACAGUAAAAUGCCCCAAAAGACGGGAUCUAUUUCGUCCUUGUCUUCAGUGGAAUCUAUAACGGACAGUACAUCUUCAAACGGCUCAUUGGGAAGGAUUAGUAGUGGUAAUGUAACGGGAAAUAUGAAUAAAAACGCUGGAGGUGUCAAUCUGUUAUUUAACUUCAGUGAAAGCAUGCCCAAUAAUGUAAACCAAUACCACCACCAUCAAAGGCACCAUCAGGAUCACCCUCAGUACAAUUUCCAACAGAAUUGUGAGAAGCGUCACCCGACUCACCCGCCUGCACCCCUAAAUAACCACGCUCACCAUCCAGGCCGAAGGAAAAGUGACAACAAGGCGAGCACCUAUGGGAUGAAUUACCUGCUUUCUAACUAUGGCAACUAUGUUAGUUCGGGGACUGGGACGCCUUGGAAGACCAGGAAAUACAGCCCCGGUGUUGAUGGUCUCCAUGAGGAGGUGGUGGACUUCUACAACUUCAUGUCUCCCCGACCGGAGGAGGCUGCUAUGAGGAAGGAGGUGGUCGACAGGAUCGAGACGGUCAUCAAGGAGCUGUGGCCUACUGCCGACGUGCAGAUAUUUGGCAGCUUCAGCACUGGACUCUACCUACCUACAAGUGACAUAGACCUGGUGGUGUUUGGUAAGUGGGAACGGCCCCCGUUGCAGCAGUUGGAACAGGCACUCCGGAAACACAACGUGGCGGAACCUUUCUCCAUCAAAGUGCUGGACAAAGCUACAGUGCCAAUCAUUAAGCUGAGUGACCAGGAGACUGACGUCAAAGUAGAUAUCAGCUUCAAUGUGGAGACUGGAGUCAAAGCUGCUUUCUUUAUCAAGGACUACACUAGGAGGUAUCCCGUGCUGCCUUACCUGAUCUUUGUGCUGAAGCAGUUUCUGCUCCAGAGAGAUCUCAACGAGGUGUUCACCGGAGGAAUCAGCUCUUACAGCCUCAUCCUGAUGGUCAUCAGCUUCCUCCAGCUCCACCCAAGGAUUGACGCCAGUAAUCCCAACAUCAACCUUGGCAUUCUGCUGAUUGAGUUCUUUGAGCUUUAUGGACGCCAUUUUAACUACCUGAAGACGGGCAUCCGUGUCAAGAAUGGCGGGGCCUACAUGGCCAAGGAGGACAUGAUGAAGGUUAUGACCAAUGGCUGUAGACCCUCCAUGCUCUGUAUAGAGGACCCACUGAUGCCAGGUAACGACGUUGGCAGGAGUUCGUAUGGAGCCAUACAAGUCCAGCAGGUUUUUGACUACGCUUACAUCGUCCUCGGUCACGCCAUGUCACCGCUAGCACGCUGCUACCCCAACAAGGACAUUGACAGCACUUUGGGGAGGAUAAUCAAGGUGACACAGGAAGUGAUUGACUACAGGGAGUGGAUCAUGACGAAGUGGGGGGGCAGGCACCUCGCCCGCAUGGAGAGCCGGGGUUCCCUCCUGGAUCAGGACCCAGCAGGGUGUGUGUUGGGUGUAGGGGUGGAGGAACAGAGGGACUCUGUCUCCCCUCACAGUGCAGACUCUCCCAUGUCCCUGUCCAGUCCUCACCAACACUCCUCAGCCUCCUCUGUCUCCUCGCUGUCCGGGUCAGACAAUGACUCUGAUUCGACGUCCCCGGCGCUGCCUCUCUACCCCCUUCAGGCUUUGGGUAUGACUCUACCCCUGGGCCUGGCACUGGGCAAGCCUGGCAUCAACCAGCACCACCUCAUCAUGACCCCUGGCUCACAGGCGUGUAUGUCUUUGCCCGGUGGCCUGACGAUGCACUCUUUACCUGGCAGACAGGUGGGUAUAGACGGGCACCACCUCCCCCCCUUUUUCCCCAUGCCCCCCCCUACCCACCAUAACCCCCAUGCCCCCUCCAACCCCCAGCCUCUGUCCAGCCCCCACCCUGCAAGCCACACACACCAGAACGGUCCCAAGUUUCAGAUGAAAGGCUUCCACAAUCCAUCCGUGGUCCACAGUCCCGCCCUGGCCAACCGUGCACACGCACACCCUCUCACACACUCUCAUACGCAGUACCGUAACACCUGGCGGCGUCGGAAGAGGGACAGCCUACCAGUCAGCCUGAGCAGAUAAAAGACUAAACUUCCUCCUCUAUCCCUCUCUCCACUCCUCCAUUCUGACUGAUUGGGAGGACAACUUGACGAGACAAUGCCCCCUGCUGUUCAACUUAAAGAAGGACAGGCAGACAGACUCCAAGACCAGCAUUGGGAUUCAUUCAACACUUUGGGCUGCUGAACUUGGGCUGUGGACAGGGAAAAAAAGCUUAGCUCUGUGAAAACGCUCCCUUUCUCUCCCUUCCUCCAUCGCUCUUCCUCUCUUAAUCUCUGCAUGUUUUUCACUGCGCAAUGAACCAACAGCCAAUGAUACAGGAAUGAGUGGUGCGGCUGGCGAACGAAAUGCAGCCCAGCCCAACAUGCACUCUGACCCCAGAACUUUUCCGCUAGCUCUCCAGUCCUUCACUUCCUGUUUGUUUUCUAUCUUUCCGUUAAUGUGUCUUAUUGUUCAUUUUGAAUAUAAUUAUUUUUGCGCUUUGCCAUUUUUCACUUAGGUUUGGUGAGACUGAUUAUAGUGACAUCUUUGCCAGGUGGGAGUAGCGAAAGCCCAGUCUCUUAUGGGAAAGUGUUUAUUCUUGUUUGGUUUUUGACUGGGUUGCGUUGUCAAGGCGACAACCUUUGUCCUUGAACCCUGCAGCCAAACUGCGUCUUUUUUAGUGUUCACACAAGGAACGGACGGUUUCUCAUUUGUGCAAUAACGCGUUCUGUUUAGUUUUUUAAAAGUAAAUGUUUAUUUAAUUUUAUUAUGCGUGUAUGUAUGUAAAGGCGUUUGGUGUUUUUUUUAAAGAUUUGUUUUAUUUUUGUAUUUUUGGGGGGCUGAGUUUAUAGAACCUUUCCCCAGGUGGCCUCUGCUUUGGAGUGUGUGACGAGAGGACAAGCGUAUAUUCAGUUGGUGAGCUGUGCGAGUCUUGUUGGAGUGUCGAGGUAUAAUCUACCCCCCCCCCCCCCAAUUGGGUGUUUUAUAAUGUGAGUCAAAGGGGAGAAUCAGAAGUAUCUAAGUGACCAGACUAUUGAGAUGAAUCUUCUUAUAGUUUGACAGGUUAAAAAGUCUGCAGUCUCACAUUGUCUCACUAGAUGGAGCUCUUGCUAUAGACGCAGCAGACUGACUGAGCUCUCUCACGCCCAAUACCCUAGCUGUUGUUUUUAAAAACCUUUCUCUUUAUUUGGUGUGUGUGUGUGUGUGUGUGUACUUGUAUCAGUCAUAGGAUGACUUACAUUCACCCAACGUUUGUGCCAUUUUCGCUACUCAGUCCUCGCUUAGACUAGGACUGAAAACUUCCCCAUUGCAGGAGUUUGGCACAAGCCCAAGUACGUAUUGUAUGCCCCAAGUGUGUUUCUGUUGGAUGUAUGUCUGUCAUUUUCUAAAGAUGUGCAUGGUCUAGUGCGUAUGGGAGGUGGCGUUAGAUGAAGGGACAGACAAACUGACCUGAACUUGAAGAUCAGUGAGAGGUGCGAAAUGGAACCCUAUCGCUGACAUCGUGCACUACUUUUGAUUGGGCCAGUGGGCUCUGGUUUAAAGUAGUGCACUACAUAGGGGAUAGGGUACCAUUUCAGAUGCACCCUAAAAUACUAGGUGCUCUAAAGGGUCUUGCCACGUAGCGGGGGGAGAGGGAGGGAGAAUGUUCUGGGGCCUUCCGGAACAGUGGAAAGGGAAUAAUUUUGAUUCCAUUCUGGAAUCUUGUGUAGGUACUUCCGCUAGUUUGCAAUGCCUUUUCUUUGUGUUUACUUCAGUGUGUGUGUGUGUGUGUGUGUGUGUCGUCUCUGCAGGCAUACAGCCGCAUACACACACACACACAGAGACUGUGUGUGACUGAGGCUCCGAACGGUAGCUAAACAUACAGCGUUAUUACUAUGCAAGUGGGUUAUUUCUGUGUGCCCCAUUAUUUCUGUUUCCAAUGACAACCACUGCUUAUUGGCUUGAAGUGAUGUUAUUGUAAACUCGAGUUUGAACGACUAGGCCUUUGUGAUCGGUGGGCUAGGCUAGAUGGUCGCUAGCCUCAGCCCAGUUACAAGUGAACCACAAAACUCUGCAUUUGUAUGCAAGUCCUGAUGUUUUCAAAGUCUCUAGUUUUGUAUUUCUAUCUGUCAGAAAGUCUAUGGAAGGGGAUGUGUGUGUGCCAGUGGUCGGGUAUCUGUCUUGUCUGGGAGCGAGGGAAUAGCAAGACUGGUUGUUUCAAAUGACACCCUAUUCUCUCUCAUAUAGUGCAUGCUAUUUAACCUUAGUGCUGGUCUAAAGUAGUGCCCUAAUAUAGGGGUUAGGGUAUCAUUUGAGACGACCUCUUGACGUCCCACCACUAUUUUAACCUAACACCUACGGCUAGUAUAAAAGUGCACGUGGGGAGCGACUUGCACUCUGUAGUGGACGACUUCAUACCCUCCCUAGUGCACUACAGUCCUCUACCCUCACUGAGAUUGUGUUAGGAGCCAAUGUCACUCUGUAAUGUUAGUAUAGCAACUUUUACCCACCAAUCGACCUGGCUAAUAUACCGCCUUUAUUACAGGGUUGUCGGUCUCAAAUGGCACCCUAUUCUAAAUGUAGUGCACUACUUUUGAUUAGAUCUUUGGUUUCUUGUGGAGGGUAGUGGGGCUAUAUAGGAAAUAGUGUGCCAUUUGGGACUUAACCUGUGUCUGCUUUUAGUGAAUAGAACCAGCAUCUGUCAGAGAAGAGCGCUAAAACACUAUCUCUGGUUGGAGAUUUGUCGAACCUGUCAAAGUUGUCCACAAUUUUUACAGAUUCUAUUAAGACUGAAAUGCAGUGUGACGUCUUUGGAUUUAACUUGAAUCCCAAUGUUCUACACAAGCUUCCUCUCCUCAUCUCCUUUCCUUUAUUUGAUCUGAAAGAAAUUGGAACAGGUGAAAGCCAAUCCCUUGGUAGAUCCAUCAUUUUGUUUUCAUCUAUUUAGAUCAGUGCAGAUCAGAGAGAUGUGGAGAGGAAGCCUCUUUAGACUAUUGAGAACAAGAAACACUUGCAUCACAAUGAGGGAUUUUAAACUUAACGGACGCCAUUUUGUGAAAGGUGGCGGCUCCUCUGUCCUGGCCAACUAAUCUGAGCAGGAACUCCUAAAAUGGCCGCCAAACUAGCAGUGGUCAUGGAGUGACAGCCUGGCUUUUGAUUUGAACAUUUUUAUGUACCGGUAUAUUUUUUUCUAUUUUAUUUUUUAAUAAAAAUCUUAAAACUG
Coregonus clupeaformis (lake whitefish) is the source of this 5806-nucleotide messenger RNA. RefSeq names its product terminal nucleotidyltransferase 4A. Gene Ontology annotation, molecular function: poly(A) RNA polymerase activity; mRNA binding. The transcript is spliced from 13 exons. Gene Ontology annotation, biological process: RNA 3'-end processing. Bases 220 to 2646 code for a protein of 808 amino acids. The record is from RefSeq and is a predicted model, not a curated record. Lineage: Eukaryota; Metazoa; Chordata; Actinopteri; Salmoniformes; Salmonidae. Gene Ontology annotation, cellular component: TRAMP complex; nucleolus.